AUGAACAGGGCCUCAGCAAGGAGCAAUCCCAUCCAGGCCCAGAGCUGUGCUCGCGGGCCGCGAGCAGAGGAAAACCACCCGCAGCUAGAGCUCACGCCUGGAAGUAAUGGAGAGCAGGAGAGGCCGACCUCGGCGCGGGAGCAGGAGAGGUCGAUCUGUGAUGUAGGGAGGGAGACGAUGGUAAGGUGGGAGUGGCUGGAGGGCUCUGGCUGGUUCUUCGUGCGGGGAAAGUGGCAUCCUGUUGUCCGAUGCAAACGACGGGUGGACAAGAAUGGAGAUGGUGAGGUUGAGGAUAAGAAACGUGCCUGCCGUCUCGUGAGUCGUGAUUCUCUGGCUUUUCUGAACACCGUUUGGCUUUUCCCGUGA
Miscanthus lutarioriparius is the source of this 366-nucleotide messenger RNA. Lineage: Eukaryota; Viridiplantae; Streptophyta; Magnoliopsida; Poales; Poaceae. The record is from the annotation of a GenBank genome assembly.